This is a messenger RNA of Trachymyrmex cornetzi, 894 nucleotides long. RefSeq lists its product as uncharacterized. The transcript has a single exon. The record is from RefSeq and is a predicted model, not a curated record. Gene Ontology annotation, molecular function: nucleic acid binding. Gene Ontology annotation, biological process: DNA integration. NCBI's taxonomy places the organism in Eukaryota, Metazoa, Arthropoda, Insecta, Hymenoptera, Formicidae. The coding region runs from base 1 to 894 and encodes 297 amino acids.
AUGUUAUCCACUCUGCGUGAGGAAUUUUGGAUCAUAGGGGGUCGUGUCCCUAUCAAGAGUCAUAUACUUAAAUGCAUUCAAUGCACUCGUUUCCGUCAGAAAAGGGCGCAGCAGUUGAUGGGUCAGCUUCCAAAGGCACGAGUUACACAAUCUCGUCCAUUUCUCCAUUCGGGUAUUGAUUAUGCUGGACCACUCUCCAUUAAAACCUGGAAGGGAAAAAACGCUCGAACGUAUAAGGCCUAUGUUGCUCUAUUUGUUUGUCUUUCUACCUCCGCGAUUCAUCUGGAGUUGGUUACUGAUUACACAGUUGAUGCGUUCAUAGCUGCCUAUAAACGAUUCACGGGGCGGAGAGGAAUCUGUAUGUCAUUAUGGAGUGACUGUGGCACUAAUUUUACGGGUGCAGAUAUUACGUUGCAACGAUUAUUCUCCGAAGCUACAUCCGAAUCUCAGCAACUCGCUUCCUUGCUAGCAAAUAACGGUACACAGUGGAAUUUUAAUCCACUAUCAGCUCCGCAUUUUGGCGGUAAAUGGGAGGCAGGAGUAAAAUCCUUGAAAUUCCACCUUCGUCGAGUGAUAGGAGACGCGUUACUGACCUAUGAAGAGAUGAACACUCUACUCGUUCAGAUCGAGGCAAUUCUCAAUUCGAGACCACUAACCCCAAUGAGUAAUGACCCAGAAGAUUUAAACGCCUUGACCCCUGAUCACUUCCUCAUGGGCUGCGCGCCUAAUGUUGUCCCAGAACCAUCUUUAGAGGAUACGUGUACUCCAAGACUAUCCAGAUGGCAACUAAUACGAAAAUGGUUGAUUGCUUUUGGACAAGAUGGUCCAAAGAAUGCUUACAGCGAUAUCACGCUAUAUCCAAGUGGAAGAUUGAUUCUGAUUCGAUCGGGAUAG